AUCGAAGGUGAAAAGGGCAUGGUCGCAUCCACUCCCUCAGAUUCGUCCCUAGCUGUUACCGAUGAGGAAUGGAGAACUGCAGCUCGCGCCCUCCGAACAGCCAGUUGGGGUACCGUCUUCUACUUGAUUACCACCGACGUGCUAGGCUGGGCAAACGCACCGUUCGUCUUUGCAAGUGUGGGAUACGGUCCUGCCGUGGCUUUGUUCAUUGUUUUUGGUUGCUUCGCCGGCUUCAGUGGCUGGAUUCUGUGGAAGGUGUUUCUAGAACUCGACUCAACGCGCUACCCCUUGAUCAACUUUGGUGACACCUACUAUCGUGUUUUUGGAGCUUGGAGUCGUCAUUUGGUCAACAUCGGACAGUCGCUGCAGCUGCUGAUGUCGGUGUCCGUGCUUGUUCUGGGUAACGGCCAGAUCCUGUCGCAGCUGUCCAAUGAAAGUAUCUGUUUCGUGGCGUGCAUGAUUAUCAUGAUGGUCAUCGGCAUGGUCUGUGGAAGCAUUCGGUCCUUGCAGCGUCUCGGAUGGCUGACCAACGCUGCCGUCUGGUUGAACAUUGCGGACUUCAUCAUGAUCAUGGUCGCUGCUGGUGGCCACUUUGGUAUCGACUAUCAGGCCGUCAUCUCAUCCACCUUGAUCCAGGUCGUCGAGCCCGUCAAGGUCUUCGCUGGGCCACCGCCCGACAAGUAUCAGAUUCAGGCGACAGGGUUCUCGGGACAAUUCACUGGUGUCGACCAGAUGGUUUACAGCUACGGUGGUGCUAUUUUAUUUGUUGCCUUCCUGGCUGAAAUGCGCCAUCCGUGGGACUUCUGGAAGGGAUUGUUGUGCGCCCAGAUGUUCAUUUGUUUUGUCUACAUCUUCUUCGGUGCCUUUGUCUACAGCUUCUACGGCCAAUACUCCAUCUCCAACCUUUACAACGUGGUUGAGCCGAAAGGUCUACAAAUGGCAGUAAAUAUAGUCUACUUUUUAACAUCCAUUAUUGCCUGCAUUCUCUACUUCAAUAUCGGCAUGAAGUCCAUCUACCAACAGGUCUUUAUGGAGCUUCUCAACUUCCCAGAUAUCUCCACCACCCGCGGCCGCAUGCUCUGGUACGGUCUCGGCCCGAUCUACUGGGUGAUUGCGUUCGUCAUCGCCGCUGCCGUGCCAAACUUUAGUGGAAUUUCCAGCAUGGUCGGCGCGGCCCUGAUCCUCAACUUCACCUACACGCUCCCGGGUAUUCUAUACGUUGGUUUCCGAUGCCAGAAGGAUGCUGCGCUACCCGGAGAGGGGUAUGAUCCUGCGACCGGGGAGACGGUGCGCCAUGAUUCCGGCAUGCAGCGGUAUAUCCGUGGGUUCAAGAAGCACUGGGUGCUGAAUCUUUUCUGUAUCUUCUACUUCUGUGGUGGAUUGGCGUGUUCUGGUAUGGGCAUGUGGGCUGCCAUUGAGAGUUUGAUUGAGGUGUUUGGGCCCGGGGGUACGGUGGCUACGUCUUUUGGGUGUGCUGCACCUGUUUAG
Molecule: messenger RNA, 1488 nt
Organism: Aspergillus niger
Lineage: Eukaryota; Fungi; Ascomycota; Eurotiomycetes; Eurotiales; Aspergillaceae
Exons: 6
Biological process (GO): amino acid transmembrane transport
Cellular component (GO): vacuolar membrane
Molecular function (GO): amino acid transmembrane transporter activity
Source: RefSeq, a predicted model, not a curated record